CCAUUCUGCCUUCGAUGGUGGAUAGACGCAGUGGACAUAUUGUUGUCAUCAGUAGCGUGCAGGGAAAGAUCUCCAUACCGUACAGAUCUGCAUAUUCUGCAUCUAAGCAUGCGACGCAGGCCUACUUUGACUGUUUGAGGGCAGAGGUCGAGCAGUUGGGCCUGGCGGUGUCAGUCAUCAGCCCUGGUUACAUCAGAACCAACCUGUCCAUCAAUGCAGUCACGGGGGACGGCUCGAAUUAUGGAGUAAUGGACAAAACCACAGCGAGGGGGUCGGAUCCGGUGGACGUGGCAGGUGCCGUUCUGAAAGCUGUCUGUCACAAACAGAAAGACGUUGUAUUGGCUGGACUGCUGCCAACUGCAGCCAUCUAUCUGCGCACACUGUGGCCCGCUCUCUACUUCAGACUGAUGGCUUCACGUGCCAUAAAAGAACACAGAGUGAAGGAGGAAUAAGAGAAAACAGUAUCUUUGCAUCUUUCUUCGUCGAAGUUUUAUGUCUAAAGGUAAAUACUCAUGGAAUGUAUUUAAUAAAUAUUUAAAAAUGGACUCAGUUGCUCGAAUCACCCCUGAUCUUUGAAAAACACAACAGUCUUUAGAU
Sinocyclocheilus grahami is the source of this 597-nucleotide messenger RNA. RefSeq names its product dehydrogenase/reductase SDR family member 7B-like. The annotation marks the transcript as partial. NCBI's taxonomy places the organism in Eukaryota, Metazoa, Chordata, Actinopteri, Cypriniformes, Cyprinidae. Gene Ontology annotation, cellular component: membrane. The record is from RefSeq and is a predicted model, not a curated record. Gene Ontology annotation, molecular function: oxidoreductase activity. The transcript is spliced from 3 exons.